This is a messenger RNA of Penicillium malachiteum, 222 nucleotides long. RefSeq lists its product as uncharacterized. Bases 1 to 222 code for a protein of 73 amino acids. The record is from RefSeq and is a predicted model, not a curated record. NCBI's taxonomy places the organism in Eukaryota, Fungi, Ascomycota, Eurotiomycetes, Eurotiales, Aspergillaceae. The transcript has 2 exons.
AUGGCCCUAACUUUCAGUAAACGAGUUCCGGCCAAGUUGGUGCUUGCUCAAACUCAAGAUGUGGCCAUUGGAACAAUGAACACAACAGCUACAAAUGCAAGGAAGCAGGCUGUCGCAAGAGGUGGAAGAUCUGUCAAACCGGCGAUCAUGGAGAUUCAGGAGUGUAUGCGAUCUGUGCCAAAUGUCCCGAUCACCCCGCUGGUGGCCCGGAUGGUUUCCUAG